Molecule: messenger RNA, 1592 nt
Organism: Desarmillaria tabescens
Lineage: Eukaryota; Fungi; Basidiomycota; Agaricomycetes; Agaricales; Physalacriaceae
Exons: 2
Coding region: 140-1378 (412 amino acids)
Source: RefSeq, a predicted model, not a curated record
UGUGACAUUGUCGUUUCGCUAUCUUCAACGUUCUCACCAGCGACCUCGUCCAGCGCCACUGUAUUCCUUUUUCCCCCUCCAAAUUUUCUUGUUUUACCCUAUACUAGACGCCAAGUAUAUUCGCCUAUCCUAAUUCCCAAUGAAGCCGUCCCGUUCGCUUCUUCUCUCGUGUCUCCUGGCCAUUGCGCUGGCCCAGGCCUCUAGCGCUUGGGAGCGACCACAUUUGCCUCGCCAGGCAGCCAGUAGUGGUCAGGGCACAGAAGCAGCGACAACAGCGGCAACUGGUACAACAACGACGGGAGGACAGCAGACCACGACGACCCAAGAGCAGCAAACAACUACCGCUGCUACUACCACUGCCCAACAGACCACGACGACGCAGGAACAGACAACAACGACCCAGCAGCAGCAGACCACCACGUCGACAACCAACCAACAGCAGACAGCGACCACCACAUCGGGAAAUACCAGCCCCACCGAUAACAAUAACACCCAGACCACUACGAACAACCAGCAAACCACCUCUCAAAACAACGCCCAGACUUCUCAGACUCCCCAGAUACAGACAACCGAGUCUGUUUCCACCAACGAUGCUGGUCAACCAGUCACAGUAACAAUUACUAACACGAACACAAGAAGUAGUGAGACUGGGUCGGCCACAUCCAGUAGUGCGUCCAGCAGCAGCACGAGCAGCUCUAGUUCUAGUGGCAGCUCUGGGGUUAGCACUGGCACAAUUAUUGGUCUGUCUGUCGCUGGUGGGGUUGCGCUCUUGGGCAUCAUUGGUUUCAUUGUAUGGAAGUUGACGAGAAAACGAUUCUCCGACUUUGACGAUGGCGAAGCUAUCAAAUGGCCAGAGCUUAAUGCUCACGGUUCCGACGGUGGCGAUGUCCACCCUCUCCCUGUUCACAGCACUGGUCGAGCUGGCUUCGACACUGGGUCUGAGGUUUCCUUGUCUCGUGCCCCUUCCACCUCAACCAACAACUUCUCUACACCAGACCUGGCUCAUGAUCCCUAUGCCGUGCCUCCUCUCCCUCACUUGAAUCCCAACCAGCCCAUCCCAUACCGUGAUGAUCCAAAUGCCAGCAAUGCAUACUAUGACCCAUAUCGUGGGCCCGUGCCAAAUACAUUCAAUGAUGCACCCUCUGGCGCUGAAUGGUCACAAGGCGAGGCCAUUCCCAUGACGCAGAUGACUGGUGCUGGCAGGAUGAGUCCAGGGCCUGGGUUGGCCUAUGGUGAUACUGGUCGAGCAUCUCCUACGCCUGCAGGUCGUGCUAGUCCAGGUCCAUCAGCAGCGUUGCGUACCAAAUCUCCCGCACCGAUGUAUGGGAGGACGUCUCCAGGGCCUCAAGCCGCCUUUGAUCCGUAUGCUGGCCGGUAGUGGACGAGUUGUUAUGUUGCGGGAGAUGAAUGAUACGACUAUAGACGAUUUAUUCCCAGCAUAGGAUAGGCCGGAGUUGGACUAGGACAGUAACGCCGUCGCAUUCAGUAGGAGGAUACUGGACCAAGCUCCAUUACAUCACCCUGUCUUGUUUUCUCAUCAUUUACCAUACCCAAACAUCCCCCAGAUUGCAUUUUUCACGCUCAUACACACA